This is a messenger RNA of Pseudophryne corroboree (corroboree frog), 1345 nucleotides long. RefSeq names its product prostaglandin reductase 1-like. Gene Ontology annotation, cellular component: cytoplasm. NCBI's taxonomy places the organism in Eukaryota, Metazoa, Chordata, Amphibia, Anura, Myobatrachidae. Gene Ontology annotation, molecular function: 2-alkenal reductase [NAD(P)H] activity; 15-oxoprostaglandin 13-reductase [NAD(P)+] activity. Gene Ontology annotation, biological process: prostaglandin metabolic process. The record is from RefSeq and is a predicted model, not a curated record. The transcript is spliced from 10 exons. Bases 214 to 1203 code for a protein of 329 amino acids.
ACAGCGAGGAAUGUAUACAUACCAGAGGAGGGGCCAUAAAUGGGGACGGGUCGGAGUGAGGGGAAAGGCCUCUCAGUUUUACUAGACAGUAUAUAAGGGCAAAGUCUCAGCAUUCGGAAUUAUACACUACAGGGUCACAAGAAAUACAUUAACUACCUCACCACAUAACAAGGGCAACAAACAGCUGUGAUCACUCCCUGCAGGUGAAUAAAGAUGGUUAUAUCUAAGUCAUGGAUUAUGGUGAAGCACUUUGAUGGUGCACCAAAACCUGAGGAUUUCAAGCUAAUAGAGAAAGAGCUGCCGCCCCUGAAAAAUGGAGAAGUGUUGCUUGAAUCAGUCUUUUUGAGUGUGGACCCAUACAUGAGGCCAUACAGUAGAAUACUAAUGAAAGAUGGGGAUGUUAUGAUUGGAGCCCAAGUUGCCAGGGUAAUAGAAAGCAAAAAUGCUGCAUUCCCUGUGGGAGGAUAUUAUAUUGCAAAUUCUGGCUGGACAACACACUUCAUAUCAGAUGGUCAAGUACUACAGGCAAUACCUUCCAGCUGGCCUGAAUCUCUUCCCAAAUCUCUGGCACUUGGAGCUGUUGGCAUGCCUGGUUUAACGGCAUACUUUGGCUUAUUGGAAAUCUGCAAUCCUAAAGAAGGAGAAGUGGUUCUUGUCAACGGCGCAGCUGGAGCAGUUGGAUCAGUGGUUGGACAAAUCGCAAAGAUCAAAGGCUGCAAAGUAGUUGGAUCUGCUGGCUCAGAUGAAAAAGUCACAUAUUUGAAAGAAAUUGGGUUCGAUGAAGCAUUUAACUACAAGACAGUGGACUGUUUAGAAGAAGCCCUGAAGAAAGCGUCUCCAGAAGGCUAUGACUGUUAUUUUGAGAAUGUGGGUGGGAAGUUUGCUGAUGCUGCUAUUCCACAAAUGAAGACCUUUGGAAGAAUUUCUGUGUGCGGUGCCAUCUCCCUGUAUAAUGAUGCAGUGAUUCCAUCAGGACCCUAUAUUCAAACAUAUGUUGUUUUUAAACAACUCCGCAUGGAAGGGUUCCUUGUAACUCGCUGGCAAGAGAAAUUUCGGGAGGGACAGAAGCAACUCCUGCAGUGGGUUUCAGAGGGCAAGCUGAAAUAUCAUGAACACAUCACUAAUGGUUUUGAGAACAUGCCAGCUGGAUUCAUGGGGAUGCUUAAUGGAGAGAACAUUGGGAAAGCAGUUAUAAAAGUCUAGAUUUUUUUUUACUGUACCAUUUUUGCCGUUUUCUCUUCAUUAAAAAAAUGACAUUGCUUGGGUGUUCUUAAAUCUAUAAUUUGUCAGUACGAUGUAGGCAGUCAUCUGUCUCCAGAACAAUAAAAAGUCUGUUUAUAACUUG